ACUAUAGUUUAUUUUAUUUGAUAGGUACAUAAUCAUAAUCAAUUGGUUUUCUUUUUUCUAGUCCGACGGAAGGCCACGACUGCUUGACUAGUCUGUGAAUGUUAAAUUCGAAGAUUGACGUAGGAUAGGAUAACAUUUUGACAUUAAUUUUGUGUUUAAUAUCAUAAGUAUUUGAAAUUAAUUGUAUAAUACUGUAAUAUAAUUCCGCAAUAACACGUUAACGAGUAUGUGAUUCGUAGUUUUAUUGUAAUAAAACAGUGUUAUUUAAAGUCCAAAGUGCAUUAAGUUGUUUUCUCAAGUUUUGUGAUUUGUGAAAAUGUCUUUAGAAGAAAAAUUCACCGCAGCGGUCAAUGUUAUCAAGAGUUUACCAAAAAGUGGAUCAUACCAGCCUAGCAAUGAUAUUAUGCUGAAAUUCUACAGUUUCUACAAACAAGCACUAGAGGGGCCAUGCAGUAAGGAUAAGCCAGGAUUUUGGGAUGUUGUCAACAGAGCGAAAUGGGAGGCUUGGAAGAAAUUGGGCGACAUGUCGUCGGAAGAAGCGAUGCAGCUGUACGUUAAUGAGUUACAUAAGAUAGUGGAAACGAUGUCGUAUAACAGAGAUGUCGCUUCCUUCCUCUUGGUCAGUGAUGAGGAAGACGGUUUUCCGAGCGCAGACCUGCAACUGGUGGCCGGCGAUAUCCUCGCGAGGUGUAGGAAUGAUUCGCUCGAGAAUUCGCCCAUAUAUUCCCGCUCAGUGAGCAGCGCGUCGUCGCCCACGCAGGACGCGAGUCCGCCGCGCGUGCGGCACGACUCCGACGACGAGUUCAUCGACACCGUCGACGAUACUGUCAACGAGAUCGAACCCGUCCGAACACAGAGCCCCCCCCGUCUCAGCAACGGCCACGCGUAUCAGAUAACUUCUCAACUUACACAUCUAAAGGUGCUGGAACAGUUGCCAGGCGUGCUCGCGAGACUAGAAGCGGACGUGGCUGCUCUCAGGAAAGCGGUGGAAGGCGACAGGAGGAUAUUGGACCAAGUCUCCCGUGGCUGGCGGUGGCCGUGGCAAGAGUUGAGUCCACCGACGCUGAUCCUCAUCGCUGUGUGGCCUUUUAUUGCGUAUCGCAUCGCGUCCCGCCUGCAGCGCAGAAACACUUAACCUUAAAGUACUACCGAUACUAGGUGCGUGUUAUGCAGACGUUGUACGUUGGAUAUUCGACAAAUUGUGAUUUUUACAUACAUAGUUUUUAUAUGACUUAACUGUAUUUUUCUGUUGUAGCAACACACGCUUUUUUCGAAAUAUUUAAAAAGCAAACUUGGAAGGGAAUUUGUUAGAAAUGGGAUAGCAGUUGUUGGUU
Messenger RNA from Vanessa tameamea, 1334 nucleotides. RefSeq names its product acyl-CoA-binding domain-containing protein 5. Gene Ontology annotation, biological process: fatty acid metabolic process. The record is from RefSeq and is a predicted model, not a curated record. Bases 317 to 1135 code for a protein of 272 amino acids. NCBI's taxonomy places the organism in Eukaryota, Metazoa, Arthropoda, Insecta, Lepidoptera, Nymphalidae. Gene Ontology annotation, cellular component: cytoplasm. Gene Ontology annotation, molecular function: fatty-acyl-CoA binding. The transcript is spliced from 9 exons.